GCAGCAGGCUGGAUUUCAGUUGCACUGUAAAGCUCUACCUGAUUAUUCUUCCUUUCACUACGUCGCAAGAGGGCAAGAGGUAAAGAGGGUCUAGAAAUUAGAGCGGUUCAAGACUAUUUCUACUUGUUGUGGUGGCUCGAGGAACAUGGAGCAACGAGAAGAAUGAUAAGUCGGAUGCCUCCUGGGUGGAUUUAAUUUAUUGCCAACAAGUCAUCAUUUGACUCCAGUAAGACAAAAGUUGGGAUCAUGGAUAUCGGUGGUUUGGAGACAGUGGUGGCCAAUUCGGCUUACGUGUCGGCCCGAGGAAGUGUUGACGGUGCAGCAGCUGCCUCUCUACGCGACAAGAAGAUGCGGGCCAAGCUGAAACUCCCACACAUCAGAGAUUGUGAGCACAUGAAAGCAUCAGCAGGCGCCGCCUUUGACAGCAUGUGUGUCAAACAGCCCAUCGGCAAGCGACUGUUUCAACAGUUUCUAGAGAGCGACGCCACCCACAAGACCGCUGGGGAGCUGUGGAAAGACAUCGAAGACUAUGUCAUAUGCCAAGAAAAGGACAGAGCUCAGAAGGCCCAAAAGAUAGUCAAUAAAUACUAUGAGUCGGCAUCAAAUACUUUCUGCAGCUUCUUAGAAGAGAAGGCUGUCUUGCGAGUAAAGGAGGACUGCAAGAAUGUGCACGGCGACUUGUUUAAAGAAAGCGAGAAACAGGUCCUCCAACACCUGGAGAAGAAGGCCUUGGACGGCUUCAAGCAGAGCAUGUACUUCAUGCGUUUUGUUCAAUUCAAGUGUUUGGAGAGCCAGCCCGUUGACGAGGAGUGGUUCAUGGACUUCAGGGUCCUCGGCAAGGGGGGUUUCGGGGAAGUGUUUGCUUGUCAGGCUAAAGCGACAGGGAAAAUGUACGCCAAUAAAAAGCUGGAUAAAAAGAGGCUGAAGAAACGCAAGGGCUAUGAGGGUGCAAUCGUGGAGAAGCGCAUCCUUGCAAAAGUCCACACUCGCUUCAUCGUGACGCUGGCCUACGCUUUCCAGACCAAGACUGACCUCUGUCUAGUUAUGACCAUCAUGAAUGGUGGGGAUCUCAGGUUUCAUAUGUACAACGUGGAUGAAAAAAACCCGGGUUUCAAUGAGAAGAGAGCGUGUUUUUACACAGCUCAGGUAAUCUGUGGGCUGGAACACCUUCACCAGCACAGGAUUAUCUACAGAGACCUGAAGCCAGAAAAUGUACUGCUGGAUGAUGCAGGACAUGUCCGCCUGUCCGAUUUAGGCUUGGCUGUUGAACUUCCACCAGGAAAAGACACUACUACUGGCUAUGCAGGAACUCCAGGUUUCAUGGCUCCAGAGCUGCUCCAGAAGAAAGAAUAUGACUACACUGUAGAUUAUUUCACUCUGGGGGUUACUUUGUUUGAGAUGAUUGCAGCCAAAGGACCCUUCAGAGUACGAGGAGAGAAGGUCGAAAAUGACGAGGUGGCUCGCAGAAUCUUGAAUGACCCGGCUCCGUACACGCCCAACUUUAGCAAAGAGUGUAAAGAUAUUUGUGAAGGCUUGAUGGAAAAGGAUCCGGGGAAACGCCUCGGGUUCAAGAACAACGAGUGCGCCGAACUCAAGAAGUGCCCCUUCUUUAAAGACAUCAACUGGGGCCGUCUGGAAGCUGGUAUGCUGCCGCCUCCAUUUGUCCCUGAUCCCAAGGCGGUCUACGCCAAAGAUAUCGACGACGUGGGCGCCUUCAGCACGAUCAAAGGCGUGGUCAUGGAUAACAAGGACACAGAGUUCUUUACCGACUUCGCCUCGGGCAACGUUCCAAUCCCAUGGCAGGAGGAGAUGAUCGAGACAGGCGUGUUCGGAGAGCUCAAUAUAUGGGCUGAGAACGGAAAGCUGCCGAAUGACCUUGACCCAAACUAUGUGGAAGCCAAAAGUGGAGGCUGUGUGCUCCUGUAAAUGUAUGGGGGAGAACCAAAUAAACAUUAUUCAGAUUAGAAAGACUUAACUAAUUAAAAGGGCCAUGAAUCUUAAAUGAAUUAAUAUGAAAAUCAAAAUAUGAAAAUUUAAUUUGGUAAUCGACACCCCCGCCAGGACCUCUUUCACACACACCCCACCAAGGAAAAACAAGGCCAGGACUUGAAUAGAAACAGGGCAGGAAGAGAUGAAACAGCUGAUCUCACAAUAUUUAUACUAAAGUGUUUAUUACAGAUGGCUUUCUUGUGUGUACACUAUCACAGAUAAAAAACCAAAGAACAAAUUGGUAUUUAUAACCAUUCAUUCAUCCAUCUUCUUCUGCUUAUCCGGGUUGCGGGGGCAGCAGCCUGAGCAGAGAAGCUCAGACUUCCGUCUCCCCAGCUACUCCGUCCAGCUCUUCCCGAGGGAUCCCAAGGCGUUCCCAGGCCAGCUGGGAGACGUAAUCUCUCCACUGUGUCCUGGGUCUUCCCCGUGGUGACCUACCGGUUGGACGUGCCCUAAAUACCUCCUUUCGGCUUAGCUCAUUUUUCACGACGACGGACCGAUACAGGAUCCGCAUCACUGCAGUCGCUGCACCGAUCCGCCUGUCAAUCUCACAAUCCACUCUUUCCUCACUUGUGAACAAGACCCCCAGGAUCUCCUCCCCAACCCGGAGAAGGCACUCCACCCUUUUCUAGGCAUUACUAUUUUUGUAAAAACAGAAUUGUUCACACAGCUUUUUAGAUCAAAUGUUACGUAUAUAGUGUAGUACUGUAUAGUUUAACUGCAAUGAUGGUGUACAUAUAUGUACAGUACUGUGUAUUGAUUUGUAAUAAUGUAUCACGUAACAUUAUGUACAAAAUACAUAUUAAGUGAAAUACAUUUAUGCAGCGCUUUUUUUCUCUAGAGACUCAAAGUGCUGAAACCAAUUAUUUAAAUUUUAAAGCUACAUUUAAACCAGUCUGGGUGGCUCUGGGAGCAAAGUGGUUAAAGUGUCUUGCCCAAGGCCACAACGGCAUCGAAAUUGACCUUGUAACCCUCAAGUUGCUGGCAUGGCCUCUAUCAAAUCUGAGCCACGCCGCCACCAUUUAUGAUUCUUAAGCAGAAACGACAGUAUUGGAUGCAUGUGUGCACUGAACUUUACAGAAUGUGUUUAAUAGCAUGAAUAUAAUUGUUUUG
Molecule: messenger RNA, 3102 nt
Organism: Entelurus aequoreus (snake pipefish)
Lineage: Eukaryota; Metazoa; Chordata; Actinopteri; Syngnathiformes; Syngnathidae
Product: rhodopsin kinase GRK1-like
Exons: 8
Coding region: 247-1926 (559 amino acids)
Biological process (GO): signal transduction; protein phosphorylation; regulation of signal transduction
Cellular component (GO): cytoplasm
Molecular function (GO): G protein-coupled receptor kinase activity; ATP binding
Source: RefSeq, a predicted model, not a curated record